ACUGCCAUCCUGCCCUCUGUCUCUGCAGAAUACAGACCGAUUUGAUGUUUUGUGUGUGUCUUUGAUUGUGUUAGAUUUAUUGUGAUCUUCAUUUGAACUUCAAACUGUUCGUAGGAAAGUUCGCUUUGAACGUUUCUGUGUUUUCAUCAUGAAAACUAAGCGGUAAAAUUAGUGUGUGAGCUGCGAGUGUAGUUUUGGGAUGGCUAUUGAAGAGGCCUCUGUUGUUGCACCAGGUGCCAUCACUUCUGACAUCAUGGAUGAUGCUACUGGAUCAACCGUUCAAGCACCAGCUGAAGGAUCAUAUGAAUGGCUGGCAAAAAUAGUGUUCAAAGAAGAUACAGAGCCACUGCUGCUACCUUCUUCAAAAUCCUCAAUUGUUGUUGCUGUAUCAAAUUCCAACUUUCAAGAGGAUUCACUCCAAGCUGAAUCUACUGGAAGCCCUCAGGACCCUCAGUCCACAUUAGAAAAUACAAUAUCUGGAGCAGGUGUGCUGCCUAAUACAUUGUCCAAAGAUGCAGAAAGCAGUGAUAAUAUUAAAGAUAAUCCUGUUGAUACAAACCCUGUAGAUGACUCUCAGAAGGCUGGUGCUCAACACAUUUUACAUGAACUAGAUGUUAGACUUGCAUUUAAAGCUAAACUGAGGCUUUUAAACCAGCGCGCUGCUGCAUCCCGCCCUGACGAACGCGAUAUUGCAAAUUUGGAUUCCAAUCUGAAGAAAAAUUCAGGAUUUGUACGUAAACUUCGUAAUUUUACUGUGGCUCAACUGGAGGGCCUUGUUAGAGACAUGUCAACAUUGAAUCUAUCUAAGUAUUUGAGUGAAGCAGCAGCAGCCAUUGUUGAAGCUAAGUUGAAGGUUACUGAUGUUGGAGCAGCUGUUGUGCUGUGCAGUUUGUUUCAUCAAACCUAUGCAGAGUUUGCCCCACUUCUCCUUGAAAAUUGGCAGAAAGUAUUAUCCCUGAAAAAAGAUGAAAAGGUGGCCAAUCCAUCCAAAUUAAGAGUUGAUCUUCGUCUGUAUGGAGAUCUGGUUAGUGUGGCGCUCUUUCCCCUAAAAGAGGCUCUAACACUUCUUGGUCAGAUUCUCUCCGCUUUGAUUAAUGCCGACAAGGAAGAUCAUAACAAUGCCAGUAUAAUUUUGAGCUUCUGUAAACAUUGUGGGGAGGAUUAUGCUGGGUUGAUCCCAGCGUGCUUGAAAAAUGCUGCUGUGCUACUUAAUAGAGAGGUUCCGCGAAGUACACUUUUGCUACCUGAAAAACAGAAGGCUGUUCGCACUCUUUUGAGUGAUUAUUUUGCAUCCUUGUGCAAGCACCUUUUGAAAGAUCAUAGAGAUCUUCAGGCACUUGAACGACAAAAUAGAAGAAUCCUUCAGACAAAAGGAGAACUUAAUGCUGAACGUAAAGAACGCUUAGAAAAUUUGCAGCAACAGUAUCAAAAGCUUCUUAAUUCUGCCCAAGCUUUUGCAGAUGUUCUAGACCAGCCAAUGCCAAAACUCCCAGAAGAUCCCAUCAAAUGUGAAGAUGAUUCAGGACUUGUAGUCAGUGGGAUUGGAGGCUUCUCUGAUGGAGAUGAUGGAAUGUUUUCUGGUCUAUCUGGACUUGUUGGAGGAUUAUGGGAAGAUGAAGAAACUCAAAGGUUUUAUGAAGAUUUUCCAAACAUGAGAGAUUACCUGCCAGGUAUCAAAUCACGUGAAAGAGAACUUGGAUCUUCACCCUCACCAACCCCUGUUGCCCAAGUGACUGAGGAAGUUCUUGAUGCUGAACUAAGAGAGGAAGAUCUUGGAAACCCAGAUGUUGUUGAACCUGCAAAUGUUGAAGAUGAACCGGAUGAAGUUGAACAACUUACCAGUUUAAUAACUCAGUCCUCAAAACAACACUUAGAGCAGUUUUUAAAUCAUCUUCCUAAUUGCGUAAAUCGAGAACUGGUUGAUAAUGCAGCUGCUGAGUAUCUGCUAUCCCUUAAUUCCAAAAAUAAUAAACGAAAGCUUGUUCGGGUCUUAUUUGGUGUACCAAGAACUAGACUAGAUCUGUUACCAUUUUAUGCAAGGCUUGUGGCCACUUUACAUCCUGUUGUACCUGAAAUUGCUCAAGAUUUAUGCCACAUGCUCAAACAAGAUUUCAUUUAUCAUGUGUGCAAAAAGGACCAAAUCAACAUUGAAAGUAAAAUCAAGGUUGUCCGUUUCAUUGGAGAGCUUGUCAAGUUUAAAAUGUAUCCUCUCAUUGAGGGAUUGUAUUGUCUAAAAGUUCUUCUUCAUGAUUUUACCCAUCAUCAUGUUGACAUGGCUUGUGCCCUUCUUGAAACAUGUGGUCGCUACUUUUUGCGCAGAACAGAGUCUCAUCAACGCACAAAAAUUUACCUUGAGCAAAUGAUGCGAAAAAAGUCAGCCCUUACAAUGGAUGUAAGAUAUGUCACAAUGAUAGAAAAUGCAUUUUUCUUUGUCAAUCCACCAGAAGGUGGGACAUUGAAAGUGAAAGAACGCCCUCCGAUCCAUUCCUUUGUUCGUAAAAUUCUAUAUCAGGAUCUAAGCAAACCCACAACUGACAAGGUUUUCAGACUUAUUAGAAGAUUAAACUGGGAAGAUAAAGACUUGGCAGCCUACACUAUAAAGUGUCUAACAGCUGCCUGGAAUGUGAAAUACUACAAUAUUAGGUGUCUAGCAAGCCUAGUGGCAGGCUUAGCUGUCCACCAGGAAAGUGUGGCUCCAAUGGUUGUAGAUGGUGUUUUGGAGGACAUAAGAGUGUGCAUGGAAAUUAAUCAUGCCAAACUUAAUCAACGACGAGUGGCUAUGAUCAAAUACUUAGGAGAGCUUUAUAAUUACCGUGUUGUUGAGAGCAAUGAUAUAUUCAAGGUUUUGUACUCUCUUAUUAAAUUUGGUGUAUCAUAUGACCCAGCCAAUCCAGCUCUUCUUGAUCCUCCUGAUCAUCUUUUCCGAAUUCGUUUAGUUUGCACUUUAUUAUUCACUUGUGGACAGUUUUUUAAUAGUGGGCCUAGCAAACAAAAACUUGACUACUUCAUUGUCUUCUUCCAGCAUUACUAUUGGAUGAAAAGGGAGAGUGGUUACUGGGCUUCAGGAGACACAGUUAGCGCUCUAACAGGGGCAGGUGAUGGGCCAUCUCCUUUCCCAAUGUCAAUAGAAUACAUGUUUGAAGAUGCAAUUUUAGGAUUAAGACCUACUCUUACACUUGCUAAGAAUAUUGAAGAGGCAGUUUCUGCAGUUGAGCUUUUAGAGUCAAAGCUACUUGCGCAAUUACCUAAAUUAACAGAUGCGCCAGGUGACAAUGGUGAGCUUGGCACCAUAACAGAGGAUUCAGAAAGAGAAACUGAUGGUGAAAGAGAGAACACUGAUGACACAAGUUCUAUGGAUGAAACAGAAGAAGAUAAUGGGGCUGAAUCUCCAUAUGAAGAUGAGUUGGACAAUAUAUUGGAUGAUGAAGAUGAUGAUAAUGAUGAUGAAGAAGACAUGUCUGAUUCUGCUGGUAUUGAUAACCAUGAUGGCGAUGUGGUGAAAAUCAAACGAAAGGAGCAGGAAGAAGCAAGCCAUGAGGAUAAGGAGUUUAUGGAUGAACUGGAACAGAUGGUCUCAUGCAGCAUCCAAGAUCAUGCACGUAAUAUGUCGAAGCCACAUACUGUGGACAUCUCAAUCCCAUUCCAUAUUCGGACCAAUCACAAAAAGACAUAUGAGCAACUUCAAGAGGCAAAUGAAAAUCUAAAUGCUGAGCAAAGCACUGUCAAUUUUACUCUGCUAACAAGAAGGGGAAACAAGCAAUCAUUCCGUAACCUUUCUGUACCAGUGAGCUCAGAGUUGGCUUUAAAUCUGAGAUGUCAAGAACAGGCUGAACGAAUGGAAAUGGAAAAAGUAAAGAGGCUAACCUUAGAUAUUAAUGAAAGACUGGAAGAAGAAGAUUACCAAGACAUGCUUGCGUCGUUUCAGCGACCUGCCACAGUGAAUCUUAAUCGGGAAAGACGCAACCGUUACCAACAUCCAAAAGGUGCACCUGAUGCAGAUCUCAUUUUUGGACCCAAACGGACAAGAUAAAUAUUAUGGACUGAUACAUAAAAUGCUCUUCAAAUUGGAUGUUGUUACUGCCACUCAACUUGAAGUCAACGAUCUCUGUGUUAUGUACAGUUCUAAGGUUAGAUAUUUGACUUAAUGUAAAUUUACAUUUAAAAAAUGACUUUUUCUUCAAUAUUUUUUUUAUGAUCAGAGCAUUCUUAUCAAUUGUGUUGAACACUUGUUGAAAUAUAAAAGUUAAUUUAAACGUCGGUACCUAA
This is a messenger RNA of Frankliniella occidentalis (western flower thrips), 4266 nucleotides long. It is a transcript of the gene Upf2, whose product is annotated as regulator of nonsense transcripts 2. Bases 200 to 4030 code for a protein of 1276 amino acids. NCBI's taxonomy places the organism in Eukaryota, Metazoa, Arthropoda, Insecta, Thysanoptera, Thripidae. The transcript is spliced from 25 exons. Gene Ontology annotation, biological process: nuclear-transcribed mRNA catabolic process, nonsense-mediated decay. Gene Ontology annotation, molecular function: RNA binding; protein binding. The record is from RefSeq and is a predicted model, not a curated record. Gene Ontology annotation, cellular component: exon-exon junction complex; cytoplasm.